Messenger RNA from Musa acuminata AAA Group (dessert banana), 3347 nucleotides. Its product is annotated as probable LRR receptor-like serine/threonine-protein kinase At1g12460. The transcript has 2 exons. NCBI's taxonomy places the organism in Eukaryota, Viridiplantae, Streptophyta, Magnoliopsida, Zingiberales, Musaceae. Gene Ontology annotation, biological process: protein phosphorylation. Gene Ontology annotation, molecular function: ATP binding; protein kinase activity; protein binding. The record is from RefSeq and is a predicted model, not a curated record. The coding region runs from base 481 to 3132 and encodes 883 amino acids.
AGGACGAAGGACCACAGGCAUUUAAGCUGUCACUGCACUUCUAUACACUGUGCAUUCUCCCUUUUGUUUCAUUCUUUUCUUCUGCUCCUAACUCGGGUUGGUGAUGGUGGGCAUGAAACAUUCAAUGCUCCCACCAAGCACAAGCAGCAAUGUCUGGUCGUCACCACCACCACCACCAAUUCCACCCACCCACGCAUUGAGUUCUGACGCCCGGAAAGAGAAGUAAUAUGGAUGGAAAGCCAGACAGAGAGACAAAGCCUGGGCCUGUACCACGUGCUUCCUCUUCCUAUUUAUUACCUCUUCACCGGCGGAACUCCCCACCAAUUCAAUACCCCUUACCCACUCGCUGUUGUUCAUGCUACUGCUCGCGUUAUGCUACUACCCAACGGCCACGCCGAGGGCGGUGACCGCACCCCUCCCCGUCGUCGUCGCCGUUAGUGGAGUCUUCUGGCCUCGCGGAUGGACUGACCGCCGUCUAAAAUGAGAAUCUGCCGUUAUCUAUUUUCCCUCGUUGUCGUUGUCGUCGUCUUCAGCGGGUCGGCGCCGCCGGUGGCGGAGGCAUCGACGUCGGAGAAGGAGAUACUUCUCGAGUUCAAGAGCAACGUGACGUCCGACCCCGGCGGCGCGCUCGCAUCGUGGGUCGCCGCCGGCGACCCCUGCCGCGACUUCGCCGGCGUGUUCUGCAACGACGCCGGGUCCGUGGUGAAGAUCCUUGUCCACGGGGCCAACCUCGCCGGGGCUAUCCCGGCCUCUCUGUCCGGCCUCGGGUCCCUUCAGAUCAUCUCCCUCUUCGGCAACCGCUUCUCCGGCGGAGUGCCGCCGGAGUUCGCCGCGAUCCAGACGCUCCACAAGCUCAAUGUCAGCCGCAACGCCCUAUCCGGCGGCGUCCCGGGGUUCCUCGGCGGCCUUCCCGGCCUCCGCCUCCUCGACCUCUCCUACAACGUCUUCUCCGGCGAGAUUCCGGCCGCUCUCUUCAGCCAAUGCGUCAAGACGCGGUUCGUGUCGCUCUCCCACAAUGCCCUCUCCGGCCCGAUCCCCGCUGACAUCGCCAAUUGUUCGAGGCUGGUCGGCAUCGACUUGUCCUUCAACAAUCUUACCGGAGAACUGAUCCCUCAGAUCUGCGAGCCGCCUGACAUCAACUACAUCUCCGUGAGGGACAAUUCGCUGUCGGGAACCGUCACCGAUAAGAUCUCAAUGUGCCAAAGCCUCGAACUUUUCGAUCUCGGCAGCAAUUCCUUCUCCGGAACGGUGCCUUUCAAUCUUCUUAGCCUCCAAAAUCUUAGCUACUUCAACAUGUCAUCUAAUAAAUUUCAAGGGGAAAUACCAGAGGUUAGUGUUUGUAGUGAGAAAUUAGGGUUCUUUGACGUCUCCGGCAAUGAAUUGAGCGGUGGAAUUCCACCGAGCAUAGCAAAUUGUGGAGCGCUCAGGUUUCUUGACUUAGGGCUUAACAAUCUCAGCGGAAGCAUUCCGCUGGAAAUUGGGAGCUUGAAGUCGCUCUCUGUUCUUAGGCUAGGGAACAAUGCUGGAAUCGGGGGUUCGAUUCCUGCCGAGCUCGGAGGGAUCGAGUUACUUCAGAUUCUGGACAUUCAAAAUCUUCAGCUCUUCGGGGAGAUUCCAAUCACCCUGAGCCAAUGCAGAUUCCUCCUUGAGCUGGAUGCAUCGGGCAAUCGCUUGGCCGGAGGAAUCCCAGACACCCUCUAUAACAUGACCUAUCUCAAACACCUCGAUCUGCACCGGAACCAGCUCAAUGGGAUCAUCCCCCCAACCCUGGGCCAGCUCUCAAAGCUUGAGUACCUCGAUCUUUCGGAGAAUUUGCUCACUGGAGUGAUACCUGACUCUCUUGGAGGUCUGACGUUGUUAACUUUCUUCAAUGUGUCUUACAACAACCUCUCCGGGGCGAUUCCUUCUGCAACCACGAUCCAACAGUUUGGACCUUCGGCGUUCUUGAACAACUCAUUACUCUGUGGGCCUCCGCUGACUACCCCUUGUUCUUCGGGCAACGUCUCUCGAAGAACAAGACUAUUGACUGUCCCUGCUAUUAUAGCCAUCGUUGCUGCUGCUAUCAUACUUAUCGGCGUCUGCAUUGUCACGGUCAUGAACAUCCGGGCAUAUGGGAAGAAGGUAGUGGAGGAAGAGAUUUUGGUUUCUGAGAGCACUCCUCCUGCUUCAACAGGCUCGAACGUGAUCAUUGGAAAGCUGGUUCUUUUCAGCAAGACUUUGCCGUCUAGGUAUGAAGACUGGGAGGCAGGAACCAAGGCAUUGCUCGAUAAGGACUGCAUGGUUGGUGGUGGAUCCAUCGGCACUGUGUACAAAGCCACAUUCGAGGGUGGAGUUUCAAUCGCGGUGAAGAAGCUCGAGAGCCUAGGCAGGAUACGGAACCAGGAAGAGUUUGAGCAGGAGAUUGGCCGACUUGGUAGCCUCGGGCACCCCAAUUUAGUUGCAUUCCAUGGUUACUAUUGGUCAUCCACUAUGCAGUUAAUUCUAUCAGAAUUUGUUCCUAACGGAAACCUAUAUGAUCACCUCCAUGUUUCUCGUCGUCUAUACUCGGGCAGCGGUAGUAGCAGUGGCAGAGGUGAGUUGUUGUGGUCUAGGAGGUUCAAUAUAGCUAUUGGAACAGCAAGGGCUCUUGCAUAUCUGCAUCAUGACUGCAGGCCCCAAGUCCUGCAUCUUAAUGUCAAGUCUACUAACAUACUUUUAGAUGAAGGGUAUGAAGCAAAGCUAUCGGAUUACGGGUUGGGGAAACUGCUACCGAUCCUGGGUAGCAAUGCUUUAACCAAGUUUCAUACAGCAGUGGGUUAUGUUGCUCCAGAACUGGCUUCUCAGAGCUUGAGAUAUAGCGAUAAGUGUGAUGUCUAUAGCUUUGGGGUAGUUCUACUGGAGAUUGUGACGGGGAGGAAGCCGGUGGAAAGCCCAGGGGCAGCUAAGGUGGUGGUAUUGCAGGAUUAUGUUAGGGGAGUGCUGGAGGAUGGAACAGCAUCUGAUUGCUUUGAUCGGAAUAUGAGGGGUUUUCUAGAGACCGAAUUGAUUCAGGUACUUAAGUUAGGGUUAAUUUGCACUUCCGAAGCCCCAUCGAGGAGGCCAAGAAUGGCAGAAGUUGUGCAGUUUCUGGAGUCGAUCAGACCCAGUUCAUGAUCGGACUUUGCAGGGUAAUCAUGAAUUGGGUAUUUGAUGACUAAUUGAUGAAACAGGAGACUGGAUAAAAAUCCCUCAAAGCCAUUAGAAAAAAUUACAUUCUUUUUUAUUUCUGAUUUUUUUUCUCUGAUCACAAUUGUCAUUGUAUUUCCAUGUGAAACUUCAGAUUUUUCUCGGAGUAAAAAAUAUUUUUUCAUUCGUCGCAAUCUAUUCAA